UAGAAGGAAUAAAAUAAUUUUAUUGUUAAUAGAGAAAAUUACUGAAUAUUUUAUAUGUAUGUAUGUACAUGUAUAUGUAUUUAAGGACAUACAUUAUAAAAAUCGAUACAUGCACAUUAUUAUAAAAUAAAAGUGAUAAAAUGAUUAUUAAAAAAAAAAAUUAAUUAAAAAUUUUUAAUUGUAAACAAAAAAGAAAUCUUCCUUUUAUUAUACGUUUUCGUAUAAUUAAACAAUUAACUGGUUUUUUUCAAUGUUUUGUAUAAUUUACAAUUAAUUAACAUUAAUUUAGAAUAAAUAAAAAAAAAAUUAAAUACCAAUAGUCGGUAAACAAUAGUCAUUUAAGGCAAUUUGUAACCAUUUAAAUAUGAAUAAGUUAAGGACAUUUUGGAAUAUAAAAACAGUUUCCAUUUGGUUAACAAUAAUAAGCAUCCUUAAUAAUGUGGCAAUUGGAGAAAAUACUUUAAGCGGAAUGUUAGGAAUAACAAUGCCAUCAUUUAAUAGACUUGGUCAACCAAUAAAUACAACUACAGUAACAUUAGCAGAUGAUCAAUCUCUAUUACCUAAUUCAAAUAUAACAGAAUCACCUGUGCCAUCUAUAUGUAUUGAUGGAGUAAAAUUACAAAAAAAUAUUGAAAGUAAUGAGAUAACAGAAACUGGAUCAGAUAAUUAUGAUGAUGAAAAUGAUUUAGUACAAGUAAUCGAAGGUGAUGCAAUAAUAUCAAUAUUAACAAGAGAUCCAGUUACAGCUUUAUUUAUUAUUGAUCGUGUAAAUAGAGCUAGACUAAUUGGAGGCGAUUUUGAAUUAGGAAUGAGAGCACUUUUCGUUAAAGAUAUAUCAAACACUGAAAAUCUUUUAAUACAAGAAGUACAAUAUUUACAACAAUGUACAGAGCAUCCUAUUGGAGUAUUCCUUGAUUUCGAUUUAUAUACUCAUGUUAAGGAAUUAAUAGAUGAUUUAGAAUAUUAUAUAUGGCCAAUACCAUCAACACGAAGUCAUCUUUUUUCAAAAGUUGCUCAUUUAAUAUAUCAAAUGCCAUGGGGAGAUAAAAGUGCUUCUGUCGAAAUUAUUGGUGAAAACUUAAAUAUUUAUAAUGAUUUUAUGGAUGCAGCCAAAGCUGCUCAAUUAUGUUUGAUGCACUUUCGUAGUUCUGAUAAUAUAUACAUUUUACUUGGUAACAAAAUGGUGAAAAAUUUUCAAGAAAAUGGUACAAUUUUUGCUAUUCCAACUACAAGAGUCGACAGAUCAUUUAUUAAAGGGCUUCCAUCUAAAACUUAUAUUUUAAUGGAAUCGGAAGUUCCAUUGCAAAUUAUUGACGAAAAUUCCACUUUAAUUACAUUACACGAAACACUUUUAGGGAAAAAUAUUUUAACAUCCGAGCUUUUAUCAAUGAGUGGUCCAUUAUUAGAUUUGGUUCAUUGGCUAAAUAAUUCAUUAAUGACUAAUUGUGAUCAGUCUCAAGGAAUAAUACAUUAUGAAACUUGUUAUAAUUAUUUAAAAUUUGUUCAGGAUUGGAAUUCUGCUAUAUACGAAUUUAAACCAGAUGAAAUUCUCGAUAAAUUAAAAAUACGAAAAAUGUUAAAUUUAAUGCAAUUUCAAAUGCAUCAAAAAGUUCCACAUAAAUCUUUUGAUCCUUCGGCAAAGAAAAAAGAUAUAAUGUACGAAUUAAAAGAAAUUGCGUCCCAAAAUUUCAUUACUAAUAUUACCACAUAUUUUCAUUACAAUAUUGCCAACGAAACAAGUCAUAAAAUGAAAUCCAAAUUUGGGCAAGUCUUCAAUUGCCAAUCCAGCGAUGGAACAAAUCGCAAAUACCCAUUCUAUUUUGAAGGAGAAUCUGUAAUGUCUUGGCGACUAAAGCCGGAACCAUGGAUAGCAGCUGGUUUAACAGCGUCAAUACUAGGCAUCAUUAUAAGUAUAGCAAUUCUUGUAUUUAUUGUUAUACGAAUUUCAGUUGGUGAUGUUUUCGAAGGGAAUCCUAUUGGAUCGAUAGCUUUAUUAAUUUCUCUUGUAUUAUUAUUCUUAACAUUUAUUCCAUUUUCUUUGGAAUAUGGAUCAGACCAUCUAAAUUCACACGUUACAUAUGAAGACGCAUCGACUAUGAAUACUUUAUGCGCUAUUCGAGUUUUUUUAAUAACAAUUAGUUAUUGUUUAACAUUUUCAUUACUCCUAUGCCGUGCUCUGAUGUUAGCUUCAAUUGGUAGUGAAGGAGGUUUUCUAUCGCAUGUAAAUGGAUAUAUCCAAGGUGUAAUCUGCAUUUUUAGUUCACUAGUUCAAAUUGGUUUAUCAACUCAAUUACUGAUUGUUAUGCAUGUCGCUGAAGACGAAAUUUCGUGCCAUAAAAUUUUUCAUGGAAAUUUAUUUUGGGCUCUAAUGUCAUAUGAUGUCUGUUUAUUAAUAUUUUUAGUCAUUUUAAUACCGUUUAUAUAUCGUUCACAACGUAACUAUCGGGAAGGAUUAUUAAUCGUUAUUGGUGCUAUUUUAUGUCUUUUAAUUUGGUGUACGUGGAUACCUAUGUGUUUCUUUGGUGAUAAAUGGCGUGAUGCUGCUAUACCGGGAGGAAUGCAAGCUACCGGAUGGGCAAUACUUAUUGGAAUAUUAAUACCAAGAUCAUUUCUCAUAGUUAGAGGUAUUGAAAGGUCGGAUAUCGCUCAAGCUCUUCCAUCGUUAACAUCUAUUGCAUUUGCUCAAAAUAAUCAAUAUCCUUCUGAACAGAGCGUUUAUGAAUGCGUUAAUCCAGCAAUGCGAUAUAGUACAUCGCGAGAAGACGGAAUGGCGGAAGCUAGAUCGGUUGAACGCAUAAGUCAACCGACAUCACCAAGUGAAAUGCCAACUUUACCUUUAAGGGGAACCGUAAACGCGAGACGUAAUAUGUUCCAAAAUAUGAGAAACAAUAAUGCCAGUAUGGCGAGAAGAGCAAGUUAUGCAAGUUCGCAAUCUUCAAUGCCUCCCUCCCCAAAUAAAAUUACUAGAUUUUAGCCCCAAUCCAUAAAACGUUUCAUUUUCAUAAAACGGUGUCAAAAUUUUUUUCAAGAAUUAACAAUAUUAUUUCCAAAAAAAAUUAUGA
This is a messenger RNA of Condylostylus longicornis, 3062 nucleotides long. RefSeq names its product protein bride of sevenless (gene boss). Gene Ontology annotation, biological process: G protein-coupled receptor signaling pathway; visual perception. Gene Ontology annotation, molecular function: adenylate cyclase inhibiting G protein-coupled glutamate receptor activity; sevenless binding. The transcript has 5 exons. Gene Ontology annotation, cellular component: membrane. Bases 365 to 2974 code for a protein of 869 amino acids. Lineage: Eukaryota; Metazoa; Arthropoda; Insecta; Diptera; Dolichopodidae. The record is from RefSeq and is a predicted model, not a curated record.